GAUAGUUUACGUUGACAAGAGGCACUGGCCUUUACCUACACAUACAAUCUGAUUUUAAGAGUGAAAAUAGUGACACGCGAAUAUUUUUACCGUCCCCGUCUGUGAUGUCUUUGAUUUGUACAUGACUACAAAACAAUAUACUGCUUUAUAUUUUCAUUAAAUCAACUUAUCAGCUACUUUUAAAAAAUGAGUGAUGCCAGCAUGCUAGUUUUCUUAAGUGUUGUCAUGUGUAUUGGGAGCUUCUUGUCAGGCUCAGUUCCACUGAUGGUAACCUUGUCAGAGGAACGGUUAAAUCUUGUAUCAAUUCUGGGAGCUGGUCUCCUGGUAGGUACAGCUCUUGUAGUCAUCAUACCAGAAGGAACACAGAUGCUGUAUUCUCAAGAAUUGCAAGAUAUAAAACAGAAGUAUGAAAAUGCAAAGGGAACUGCCAAUGUCCCAGACACACAUGAACAUGAAGAAGGAAUUCAUUCAGUGAUUGGUCUUGCAUUAGUGCUAGGAUUUGUUUUUAUGCUGCUCAUUGAUCAGAUUGGCACAUCAAAAUCAAGAGAUCCUGAAAGUGGCACUUCAAGAAAUAGUAGAUCAUUCCAAGCUACUUUAGGCUUAGUCGUUCAUGCUGCUGCGGACGGUAUUGCUUUGGGUGCUGCAGCUACCACAUCUCACGCAGCUACAGAAAUGAUAGUCUUUUUAGCAAUCAUGCUGCACAAAGCCCCAGCGUCAUUCGGUUUAGUAACAUUCCUCUUACGCGACGGCUUAGAUCGAGCUCGUAUCCGUCGAUACCUCCUUGUCUUUUCUCUGGCAGCGCCCCUCGCGGCACUUGCCACUUAUUUUGGUCUUAGUCAAAAGAGCAAGGAAACACUUUCCACUGUUAAUGCAACCGGCUUUGCCAUGUUGUUUAGUGCUGGAACAUUUUUGUAUGUUUCGACCGUGCACGUCUUGCCAGAAAUCGUUAUGCGCUCUGGGGGGCAUUCCCAUCAUCCACCUUCCUCUGAUGGCGACAAAAUUGGAUUCACGCGAUGCGAAUUGCUUGUGCUUGUCUCUGGUGCUCUCCUUCCGCUAGCUCUAACGGCAUUCCAUCAUCACUGAACAUCAAGUGCAUGUACACACACACACCCAACUCCUCCCCGGCAGUUCCAAUGCUCCCCGGGUGAUUUACAGUAACUGUGUGAUUUUAUGCUACAAAGUUUAAAGACGCAUGAAAACAGCAAUUUCCUCUCCCCCCCCCCCUUCACAGCGCGAUACAUGCAGUGCGCAGACGAGUGGUUUUAAAAAAUCCAGUUUUUUCGUUCGUCCAUCUUCUUAUUGUGGUUUGUUAAUAAACUUGAAUAUUUACUGGGAAAA
Messenger RNA from Daphnia pulicaria, 1338 nucleotides. RefSeq names its product zinc transporter ZIP9-like (gene Zip102B). The transcript has 7 exons. The record is from RefSeq and is a predicted model, not a curated record. Gene Ontology annotation, molecular function: metal ion transmembrane transporter activity. Gene Ontology annotation, cellular component: membrane. Gene Ontology annotation, biological process: zinc ion transport; transmembrane transport. NCBI's taxonomy places the organism in Eukaryota, Metazoa, Arthropoda, Branchiopoda, Diplostraca, Daphniidae. Bases 187 to 1083 code for a protein of 298 amino acids.